CACACACACACACACACAAACUAUCUCUCCCUCUCCCACUCACUCUCUGUCUCCCUCUCUCCCCUGUUCUCCUGGAAGAGGGAUUCUUUAUCAAACUGCAUCAGACUAUUCUCCACUGGAGGGCGAAUUCUACAAGAGGAACAGGGCGAAUUGGAAGGAAUACAGUCGGAGCGAAGGGGUAGAGGCAACAGCAGCUGGAAGCAAGAGAGACAGAGAAAAUCCCGGCCCGAUCCCUGCAAGCAUCAUUCUCGCCACCGGAUUAAAUCCGUCCCCUCCUCGCACGCCAAACCACGCCAAGACAUGAGCUUCUCCUGCCGGGGUUACUUCAUGUUGAACUGAGCCGUCCUGAGUCUCCAGCGCGUCUCUUCCCUUGGUUUAAUCUCCCUCUGUGUGUCACCCGAACCCGUGAGCAGCCAUGACAAAGUCCUAUGAGUUCAACUGGCAGAAGCACCUGCCGGAGUUCAUGCAGGAAGGCGCUGCCUUCGACCGAUUCGACGAGGACCCGUUCGUCUUCGAGCCCAACUGCCAGAUGAGAGUCGAUGAGUUUGGCUUUUUCAUCACCUGGAAGAGUGAGGGCAAGGAGGGCCAGGUUCUAGAAUGCUCCCUCAUCAACAGUAUUCGAGUCGGAUCUGUGCCAAAGGACCCUAAGAUCCUGUCUGCGUUCGAGGCGGUGGGCAAGACGGAGCCGGACCUGGAGGGCUGUGUGAUCUGCAUCUGCAGCGGCACCGACCUGGUCAACCUCAGCUUCAUGUUCCUGGUGGCAGAGACCCCCGAAACAGCCCGGAAAUGGACGGAGGGGCUGCGGUCGGUUAUUCACAACUUCAAGGCCAACAACGUUUGUCCGAUGACCUGCCUGAAGAAACAUUGGAUGAGGAUGUGCUUUCUGACCAACGUGAACGCAAAGAUCCCAGUGAGAGGCAUCACUCGGACCUUUGCGUCGGGAAAGACAGAGAAGGGAAUCUUCCAGGCCCUGAAGGAGCUGGGCCUGCCCAGCGGAAAGAAUGACGAGAUCGAGCCGAAUGUGUUCACCUUCGACAUCUUCUACGCACUCACCCAGAAGAUCUGCCCUCGCACGGACAUCGAGGAACUCUUCACCAAAAUCAAUGGGAACACAAGUGAUUUUUUAACCGUAGACCAGUUAGUCAGCUUUCUGAAUGAAAACCAGCGCGACCCCAGGUUAAACGAGAUCCUGUUUCCGUUCUACGACCCCAAGAGAGCCACGCAGAUCAUUGAGAAGUAUGAGCGGGAUGAGGAACUGAAGAAGAAAGUCCGCAUCUCGUUGGACGGCUUCUGUCGCUACCUGAUGUCGGACGAGAACGCGCCGGUGUUCCUGGACCGGCUGGAGCUGUACCAGGACAUGGACCAGUCCCUGGCGCACUACUUCAUCAGCUCCUCCCACAACACCUACCUGACCGGCCGGCAGUUCGGCGGGAAGUCGUCUGUGGAGAUGUAUCGCCAGGUGCUGCUGUCUGGCUGCAGAUGUGUGGAGCUGGACUGCUGGGACGGUAAAGGAGAGGACCAAGAGCCGAUCAUCACUCACGGCAAGGCCAUGUGCACAGAUAUCCUGUUCAAGGAUGUGAUCCAAGCAAUUAGGGACACGGCGUUUGUCACCUCAGAAUACCCUGUCAUCCUGUCCUUUGAAAACCACUGCAGUAAACCACAACAGUAUAAGAUGGCCAAGUAUUGUGAGGAGACUUUCGGGGAGUUACUCCUCAGGCUGCCACUAGAGGGCUUCCCGAUUGAAGCGGGACGACCUUUACCUUCCCCGAACGACCUGAAACGCAAAAUCCUCAUCAAAAACAAACGCUUGAAACCGGAAGUGGAGCAGAAACAGCUGGAGUCCUUUAAGAAGCACAUGGAUGCAGGAGAGACCAACAUCCCGGCCAUCAUACUGGGGGAGGAGAACGAGGAGGAUGUGGAGAACGGAGAGAAAGAGCCAGAAGACAAGGAUGUGAACUCGGAGGCCCCCAGCAGCCUAUCAGAGGAGCCCAGUGAGAAAGCAGAGAGCAACAGCAUCUCCCAAAACCACACGUUUGGCUCCCAGAAGACUGAGGAGCAUGUCAACAGCAUAAAGAAGGUGGCCGAGGAUGAGGUAACAGAGAUGUCUGAGGCGACAGAUGCUACCGACCUCUCAGAAGCAUCCGACCUGGAGAACAAAAAGGCUGGAGAAGCAGCAGAGGACUCUGAGGAGGCUCUGAUAGCACAGUACACAUAUGUAGGAGCCACCACUAACAUCCACCCUUACCUCUCCGCCAUGGUCAACUACGCACAGCCCGUCAAGUUCCAGAGCUUCGACUCGGCCGAGGAGAGGAACAUCCACCACAACAUGUCCUCCUUCAACGAGUCCGUCGGCCUGGGUUACCUGAAGACCAACGCCAUUGAGUUCGUCAACUACAACAAGCGGCAGAUGAGCCGGAUCUACCCUAAAGGCGGCCGCGUGGACUCCAGUAACUACAUGCCUCAGAUCUUCUGGAACGCCGGCUGUCAGAUGGUCUCGCUCAACUUCCAGACCCCAGAUCUGGCCAUGCAGUUGAACCAGGGAAAGUUUGAGUACAACGGCUCCUGCGGGUACCUGCAGAAGCCUGACUUCAUGCGGCGGUCCGACAGGAUGUUCGACCCCUUCUCGGAGACCCCGGUGGACGGGGUGAUCGCGGCCCACUGCAGCGUCCAGGUGUUUUCAGGCCAGUUCCUAUCGGACAAGAAGAUCGGGACGUACGUGGAGGUGGACAUGUACGGCCUGCCCACCGACACCAUCCGCAAGGAGUUCCGCACGCGCAUGGUGAUGAACAACGGGCUGAACCCCUUCUACAAUGAGGAGCCCUUCGUCUUCCGCAAGGUGAUCCUGCCCGACCUGGCGGUGCUGCGCUUCGCCGUCUACGACGACAACAACAAGCUGAUUGGCCAGCGCAUCCUGCCCCUGGACGGCCUGCAGGCGGGCUACCGCCACGUCUCCCUGAGGAACGAGGGCAACAAGCCCCUCUCCCUGCCCACCAUCUUCUGCCAGAUCAUCCUCCGCACCUACGUGCCCGACGGCUUCGGGGCUAUCGUGGACGCCCUGUCGGACCCAAAGAAGUUCCUGACAAUCGCAGAGAAGAGAGCGGACCAGAUGAAGGCCCUGGGCAUUGAUACGAACGACAUCGCGGACGUGCCCAGCGGGAGCUCCAAGAACGACAAGAAGGGGAAGGGCAAGGGGGACACGGUGAAGACCAGCGUCAGCCCCCAGGCCAGCUCCGACAUGGCCCAGACCUCCACCGCCGCACAGAACAACACGGCCGAGGCCCGGAGAGAUACAGCUGCCCUGGUGCCUAACGUUAGCAUCGACGACCUGAAACAGAUGAAGACGUAUGUGAAGCUGAUGAAGAAACAACAGAAGGAGCUCAGCUCUUUAAAGAAGAAGCACGUGAAGGAUCAGAACGUCAUGCAGAAGUCCCACUGCACCCAGGUGGACAAAAUGGUGUCCCAGCACGAGAAAGACAAGACAACGCUAGAGAAACUCCUGGACAAAGCCAUCAAGAAACGAGGGGAAAACCACUGCCAGGAGCUGAAGAAGGAGACGGAGGAUAAGGUCCAGACGCUAACUACUGACCACAAAGCUAAGGUGAAGGACAUCACGGCACAGCACACCAAGGAGUGGUCGGAGCUGACCAGCGGCCACAGCAGCGAGGCCCAGGAGAUGAGGGACGGCCACGUGGGCCAGCAGUGUGAGCACCUCAAGAAGCUGCUGGCCAGCGUGCAGGAGCAGCAGACGGCCCAGCUCAAGGUCGUCCAUGAACGGCAGAGCAAAGAGAUGCGAGCCAACCAGGCCAAGAUGUCAAUGGAGAACAGUAAAGCCAUCAGCCAGGACAAGAGCAUCAAAAACAAAGCCGAGAGAGAAAGGAGAGUGAGGGAGCUGAACAGCAGCAACACAAAGAAGUUCCUGGAUGAGAGAAAAAGGCUGGCCAUGAAGCAGCAGAAGGAGAUGGAACAGCUGGAGAAGAACCAGAGGGAGCAGGUGGACAAACUGGACAAGUUCAACGAGCAGGCCAAGGACAUGCAGCAGAUGGUGAAGUUGGAGGAGGAGAUGGACCAUCGCCGACCAGCAACAGUGGUGUGAGCGUCCAAGACUAAGAGACACUUGAGAGAGAGAGAGAGAGAGAGAGAGAAAGAAAAAGCGAGAGACACACACACACACACACACACACACACACACACACACACAGAUGCACACGUAGAUGCAUGCGUCCUCCACCCAUCACACACUGGUCCCACACACUCUCUUCAUAUUUCUGUGCCAUAAACCAGACAGCUAUCGGCCACCGCCCUUGAGGUAGCAAAUGUACGCCGUCACGAGAUACACACAAAACAACAGUAAAUUUCACGGCCCUGUGUUCAUCGCAGUCGCACAUAUCGUAAUGCGACCCCCCCCCCCCCCCCCCCCCCCCCCUUCAUUAUCCAGCAGUUUGGCCCCGCCCCAAUGUGGAGAGCCACCCAGUAGCUUUGGAGAAUAAACCAACCGAGCCUCCAGGACGCAACAGCUUGCAUCUGAUUGGCUGACAGGUAUCCAGCCUUGAGAAAUAGCGUUCGAUGGCUGCGUAUGGAGUCUAGUUUCCCGUGAGGUGUUUUGCUAAACGUGGAGCCACCCUUUAAUAUCUUCGAGCCGCACUACUGGUGUUCUUUGGAUCGGCAUAUGGUGUGUUCAGUCACUGAAAUCAAAGACUGAAUACAUAGUAUGUGAGAUCCAAAGAGACACACGCAAACACACACACACACACACACACACACACACACACACACACACACACACACACACACACACACACGCAAACACACACACACACACA
Molecule: messenger RNA, 4820 nt
Organism: Gadus morhua (Atlantic cod)
Lineage: Eukaryota; Metazoa; Chordata; Actinopteri; Gadiformes; Gadidae
Gene: plcb4b
Product: phospholipase C, beta 4b
Exons: 39
Coding region: 416-4093 (1225 amino acids)
Biological process (GO): phosphatidylinositol metabolic process; phosphatidylinositol-mediated signaling; lipid catabolic process
Molecular function (GO): phosphatidylinositol-4,5-bisphosphate phospholipase C activity; calcium ion binding
Source: RefSeq, a predicted model, not a curated record